Molecule: messenger RNA, 3345 nt
Organism: Momordica charantia (bitter melon)
Lineage: Eukaryota; Viridiplantae; Streptophyta; Magnoliopsida; Cucurbitales; Cucurbitaceae
Gene: B160
Product: protein B160
Biological process (GO): regulation of transcription by RNA polymerase II
Cellular component (GO): chromatin; histone deacetylase complex
Molecular function (GO): chromatin DNA binding; transcription coregulator activity; histone H3K9 demethylase activity
Source: RefSeq, a predicted model, not a curated record
AUUAUAUUUUUAACGCCCUUCUCCUCUUUUUCCACUGCGUUUUUCUGGGCACAGAUUGGGUUUUCGGUGGUUUUUUCGUUUUCCGCCAUUUGAUUGUUUCUGUGGGAUAAUUUUCUUCUCUUGGGUGGCCAAUGGAAGAGGAGGAAGAAGCACUUCCGGACCAUUUGCGGUGCAAGAGGACUGAUGGAAAGCAAUGGCGUUGCAAACGAAGAGUCAUGGACAAUCUGAAGCUUUGUGAAAUUCACUAUCUCCAAGGCCGCCAUCGCCAGUGCAAGGAGAAAGUUCCGGAUUCUCUCAAACUUCAAAGGACGAGCAGAAGAUCGAUUGACACGGAUUCGAAUAUUGAAAACGUCGUAAUUAGGGCCCCGAGAGCGGCAACUUUGGCAAAACUAAUGAAGAGGAAGAAAUUGGCCGGGGCUUCGGCGGCAUUGGAUGGGAUGCUAAAUAGAAUGAAGAUGAAGAAAGGAAGUAUGCAGUUGGAGUUGAUAAGGAUGGUGCUGCGGAGGGAAGUGGAGAAGAGAAGAAAGAAGAAGGUUCUCGAGAAGGCGAGCAAGAGGAUGAAGAACAAGGGUAAUGAAACUGAGUUAGAGGAGAACAGUGAUGAGGAAAUGACAAGGCAAUUGCCCAAUGGACUAAUGGCAAUUUCCCCUUCUCCAUCUCCAUUACAAUCUGGCAAUGAAGGUUCUUCUUGCGGAAUCAAAAUUGGGGCUGAAUCAAGGCCGAUUCAGCAAAGGCGAUUUCGGUCCAAGAAUGUCAAUAUUCUUCCACUUGGCGACUUGCAGGUUGUACCUUAUGGGCGUAAUGUGGGUAAUUUGCGUAAAUGUAAGAGGAAGAAGUGCCAUUGGUGUCAGAAAAGUAGUUCUUGGAGUUUAACUCAGUGUUCGAGUUGUCAAAAAACAUUCUUCUGCAUAGACUGCAUCAGAGAACGGUUCUUUGAUACACAAGAAGAAGUUAAGAAGGCAUGCCCUGUUUGUCGAGGGAUUUGCAACUGUAAGGACUGUUCAACGUAUCAAUCUUUGCACACAGAAUGUAAGGAUUUUUUGGGAGACGGCGUUGGAAAAAUUUUACGUUUCCAUUAUUUGAUUUGUGUGCUUCUCCCUUUACUCAAACAAAUAAACAUAGAGAAGCAUGCUGAGCUAGAAACAGAGGCCAUGGUAAAAGGGAAAGAACUAUCUGAAGUUGAUAUCAAACGGGAUGAACUUGGCUGUAGUGAACAUUGUUGUAAUAGCUGCAAAACUGUUAUUGCGGAUCUCUACAGAAGUUGCCCAAGUUGUUCCUAUAAUCUCUGCUUAAGUUGCUGCCGUAAUAUUUUUCUCGAGGAUUCCAAUGGAGUUUAUGACAUGUCUAUUUCGAAGGUUCCUAAUGGAAAGAAAGCCUGCCUGUCUGAUAAAAAGAAACUUCUUAAAAACAAGAAGUUAAAUGCUUUCAAGCAAACGUCUGGUAGUCUCCGGCUUCCUUCUUCCAAAGCAUUGCAUAAAGGAAGAGUAAAUAACAGUGUUAGACAUUUUUCUUGCCCAUCAAAAGAAAGUGGCAGUUGCAGUGACAGCCUUCUCGAAUUGAGAUGUACCUUCCCAUUAAGUUGGACUAGGGAGCUUGAAGUGAGUGCAGAAGAAAUAGUUUGUAGCUAUGACUUCCCAGAGUCCGUUGAUGUGUCGUCACAUUGUACUUUGUGCUUUGAUGAGGAUCAUGAGGUUGAUGGAACUGAAGAGUUCCAAAAAGUUGCUGUCAGAGAGGAUUCAAAUGAUAACUACUUGUAUUACCCCAGCCUUCUUGACAUCCGUCUUGAUGACCUCGAGCACUUCCAGAGGCACUGGGUUAAAGGUCAUCCAGUAAUUGUGCGUAAUAUGCUCCAGGCUUCAGAUCUGAUCUGGGAUCCAGUGGUUAUGUUUUGCACUUACCUUGAGAGAAUCAUUUCAAGACACGAAAAUAGUAAGAAUCUCCCAGAAGCUUCCAAUAACUUGGACUGGUGUGAGGUAGAAAUUGGCAUUAGGCAGUAUUUUAUGGGCUCUCUUAAGGGACGGACACACACAAACACCUGUAACAACAUGUUAAAAUUAAAAGGUUGGCUUUCUUCUCAUUUGUUUCAAGAGCAGUUUCCAGCUCACUAUGCUGAAAUAAUGCGAAUUCUACCACUUCAAGAAUACAUGAACCCCAUGUCUGGUCUUUUGAAUCUAGCUGCAAAGUUGCCACAGGAAAUUGCCAAGCCUGACAUGGGUCCAUGUGUCUAUAUUGCCUAUGGAUGUACCGAGGAGCAUGUGAUGACUGACUCUGUCUCCAGAUUAUGUUAUGACUCCUACGAUGUGAUUAACAUUUUAGCCCACAGUACAGAUGUCCCCGUUUCAACAGAACAACUUACAAAAGUAGUAAACUUGCUUCAUAGGCAGAAGGCUCAAAGUGAGUCCUCCAAUACCUCUACUAAUCAAUCAAGUGUGGAGGAAGUUGGAUCUUGUAUGGCUGGAGAAGAAACACACUUCAGUAAAAGGUUUGCAAAAGUACCAGGUUUCUCUGAAUAUGCUGACCAAGUGUUUGCUCAGGGUGGUAUUAAACGCCCUAGUAUGACCUCUGAUGGUGCAUAUGACUCGGAUCCGGGACCGUUAGUGCUUCAAUCUGAAUCCCAUUUAAAUGAGACAUCGGAGGCUCCAAAGAAGAAUAGGGAACGGACAAUAUCCUCUCUCAUUGAUGGAGAGAAAAUAUCUUCGAAGUCUUGCGGUGCCCAAUGGGAUGUCUUUCGGAGGCAAGAUGUUCCAAGACUAUCAGAGUACCUCCGAAGGCAUUCUGAUGAGUUCAUUCAUAAGCACGUUGUGCAUCCAAUUCUUGACCAGAGUUUUUUUCUUGAUGCAACCCACAAGUUGAGGCUGAAGGAGGAGUUUCAAAUUGAACCAUGGACUUUUGAGCAAAAUGUUGGAGAAGCUGUCAUCAUUCCUGCCGGAUGUCCUUACCAGAUCCGGAAUAGAAAGUCUUGCAUUCACGUGGUAUUGGAUUUUAUCUCACCCGAAAGUGUCAGCGAAAGUAUCCAGUUGAUCGACGAGGUUCGACUACUUCCAGAAGACCACAUAGCAAAAGAGAAGACAUUAGAGGUAAAGAAGAUGGCCCUCUAUACUAUAGAUGCAGCAAUCAAAGAAGUCCGGGAGCUUACAAAUGCAUUGCAAGUACCCCAUUGAGAACGUGUAAGGUUUUUUUUCCCCCUUAUUUUUAUGAUCCAGCAUUCUUUGUCUACCUUGGUCAGAGCUAAAUAUGUAUCGAAUUGAUUGAUUUGAUCCUCAAUUUGACACACUUUAAAGAAUAUCUCUUUGUUCAUCCUAUUGUUCGAAAUCAUCGGGUGGUUCAAGACAAGAACUUAGCACA